AUGAUUGUCAAAGGAACAGCAUUCCCUGAAAACAAGCAGGAGAAGGCCCACAUAAGAGUCAGGUUUGCAGAGAUGCAAGCCUGCCCACACCUAUGCAACACACGAGAGCAUCCUGAAUCACGAACGCGCAACAUCCAUCCAUCCAGAACCCCCGUGCGCGCUCCCGUGCUGCAGGAGGGGGCGGGCCACAGAGCCACAGAGCGCGCAGUGGUGAGCCUGCUGCUGCUGCUUCUGCUGACGGUGAAAAUGAUGGCGACCGCCGCAGAGGAGAUCAGCAGCAUCCACACGGACCGCUCCUCUGCCCCUGCCCGCUGCCCGGACCGCCUCCCCGCCCCGGAGCUGUGCGUCGUGGACCCGCUGUCCGUGAGGCUCCGACAGCAGGAGCGGUCGUGGAGGCAGCGCUGGGUUUACCUGCAGUGCUAUUUCCUGACCAUAGCGACCAUACUGGGAACAGGAAUCCUUGGUCUCCCUGUGACUAUAGCUCAUGCAGGACUGUUGCCUUUCCUUGUCUCAUUUCUCGUGGGAUUCUCUGUCCAGGCCUUGUUGAUCUACCUCUUUGUGGACCUUCUUCAGAGAUGUCAGGUCAUACAACUGGAGACUCUGAAGACUGGGGUGGCAGAGUGUAUUGUGAUGAGCCCCAUGGGAACAGAACCACAGAGCUUAACAGACGAUGAAGAGGAGGAUGAUGGAGAGAACACCAGAGCUGACACAGGUUUGCUGUACCCCAGCUCCUCCUCUGCUCCUCCUCCUCACCCUGAGACUCUGCAGCCUCAUCUACACAUGCUGGGACGACUGUUCCUGCCCCGGCCUAUGAGCCAUGCAUUCGACUGCAUCCUGCUCUUCCACUUUAUUUCCAUUGGAAUCAGUUAUGUUUUGGCAGGAAGUGAAGCGUACGCGUCUCUCCUCAAUAUCAAGCACAUCUACAUAAUCCCAGUAUUCACGUGGAUCCUGAGUCUGUCCAUUCUCCUGGCCCAUAGAGUCAUCCAGCCAAUCACAUCUGUGCUCACGCUGCUGAAGGGAGUGCUCCUCAUUGUUACGGUGGCGGUGACGUUUGCUGUGGGCUCGGAGGUGGGUCUCCAUAGCAACAGUGACUUCUCUCAGAUGGGGCGGCCCUUCCUCAUGGGCACUGUGGCUCUAGGAGGGAUCGUGAACGUGAUGCCGAUGCUCUUCUCUCAGAUCUCACACAGCAAGACCCAGAUCCUGUGGUUUCGGAGAGCAGUGCUGGGAGGCCUGACCACGUGUACUGUGCUCAACAUCCUCUGGUGCUGGGCAGUACUGGAGAUCGUCCCUCAGACCACAGUCCAGAGCUCAGACCUGGGCCAGUCCACUCCAGAGCCGUCCACUCUGCUCCUCACAAACGUCUCCCUGGAGCAGUCAGAAAAAGAUGGGGAGAUUGCUACUAUACCUCUCACAAAGAUCAUCGAGGAGCGCUACAGUGUCUUCUCGUGGGUGGCAGUUCUCAUCCAGGUCUUCAUCUCCAUCAGUGUGACUGUGUCCUUCCUGGUCAUGGGCUCUGCUCUGAAACACACAGUGGACGGGCUGGUGACCUCUGCCUGGAGUGGCUCUCUGGAGUGGCUCUCCAAAUGCUGGAAACAACAACUCCCAGACAGACCGCCCCUGUGCUCCGCUCUCAGCCUGGUUAAAGGACUGCUGUGUCUACUGGGCUUCACCAUCAUCUUCAUCGUGUCCAUGUGCGAUCCAAAGGGCUUCGUGGUGAUCUUGGACAAAGUGGUGUCCUUCUCUCUGAACACUGAGGUGGGACUCUUCGUCUUCUUUAUGCUGCGAGAGUCCAGAGAAGAACAGUACCAGAGUGUGAACGUGCCUCUCCCGGUGGGCGACUGUGUCUUCAGCCUCUCGUGGCUCCUCCCCUGUUACUUCCUGUUCGCGGUGGUCUACGACGUCCUGCAGACCGUGGCCGACCUGCUGCCCCUCCUGCCUCACUCGCACUGGGCUCUGAACCACACCCUCGCCCUGUCCUGGACCGCCUACAACUCGUCCGGACUUCUCUGACCCCAGUACGUGACCUUUGAACUUUCACCACAGAAAAGCAGCAAGAGCACCGAGGUUAAAAGAGACUGUAUGGGCUUUUUGGGACACUUUUUGCAAUGGUAUUUCAAGUUAUAAUAAAUUCUCUAGCUGCAGUACUCCAGUGAUUUUUA
Molecule: messenger RNA, 2159 nt
Organism: Periophthalmus magnuspinnatus
Lineage: Eukaryota; Metazoa; Chordata; Actinopteri; Gobiiformes; Gobiidae
Exons: 19
Coding region: 1-2010 (669 amino acids)
Source: RefSeq, a predicted model, not a curated record